UGGUGGUUUGCAUGUGUAUAGUGAAAUUGACAUUUACCGAUUAAAAAUCUAAUCUUUCUGAGCCAUUUAUAAAAUAGCUUAGGGCACAGAGCAAUCCUCUUUGAGGGCCAGGGAAAUCCUGCUUCGUGCCAGUGCACAGACUGCUUUCAAACCCAGUGCCUGACCUUGCAAGUAACUGAGAACCCUCCACUCGUAUGAGAGUUGCAAGCGGUUGACGUUUAAUAGGCUUUGCCCCAUUGUUUGAACUGUGAAUGAAGAACUUGAAAGCUCUUUGCUGAUGCAUUUCAGAUUGUUUUCAGGUAAGAAUUGUUGUAUUCAUGUCUUAAAUCUUUCACGUUACCAUUUUGAGCAUCUUGUAUUUCAGGUGUGGAACCUUUUAUAGCAGUUUAUUUCAGUAUCAAGUACCACAAUGUCUGAAGACCAUGACCAUUUCCUCCCACGGUUCUUCUCUUUCCUCUGGUUCCCUUCUGUUAUAAUCUAAUGUAACAUAUCCCAAUUAAAUAACAUGCAAAAGAUUUUUAGUUCCAAAAAUGGUUCUAGAUAGGAGGGGUAACUUAUGCCUUGUUUAGCCAAAGAACUGUUUCUGGGUGAGGUUUGUGUGAUUUGCAUCUUACCAUAAAGUUUUCAGUCUUUCAGUUUAAAAACGAAAACACAAACCACGAACUCAUCCCAUGCUGACCUUUGAUUCAAUAAUCCUUCAAAUGGGUGGGCAGUAGGCAGGUUGGAUCUUUUGUUGCAAUGAUUAGAUGCUUUUUCCAUUAUGCUAUUACUGUGAAUGUCCUUCUCUUUCAAAACCACAAACUUAGCAGAGAUUUGGUAUUCCCAAGAUCUCGGUUUUUCCCUCUGAUCUAUUUUAUUGAAACAUUAUACCAUGCAGGCAACUUAGUUACUGACUAUUUAAAGCAAGUAAUGUAAUUAACAUCUUCAUUUAGAGGUUUAUAUGGUUAGAGACAAUUCUUACUUGGGGAAUGAACCAUGAAUAUGUUAGAAUGGGGCAGGAAACAUCUCAUUAAAUUUAAUUAACUCAGCUCUAUACAAAAUGUGAAUAAUUCAACUGGCUUUGAAUUCUAACAUGCAUAGUUUAAAUCUGGCUCUUUUCUUGUGCUCCCAAGUUGCUCCGGGUUAGAAUCUUUUCUUCGGCUUAGAGGGUUUGCAGCAAAAACCAUCGUCUUCCCUUAAUAAGAACUUACUUAUACUGUGCACUUCUUUCAGUAAAAGGAAAUCGCUUCUCUCGGGUUAAUUGUUGUGGCACCAAAAAUGGGGACAAUGCUGCUAUGUCAGGUGUGCUUUCUCCUCCAUUGUUCUGCCAUUCGAUGGAGGCACAUGGUUAAUAUAUUUGUGGUCAGAUGGAGUCAGUGCUGUUUAGCUUUGCGUUUCAGCGUAAUUCCUCAGAGUGCAGUUAUAUUGGAACUGUAGAAGCAAGCAGGGAUUAGAUCGCUUCAUAAAGGACAGACAGAUCUUUUUGGCUCGAUCACCAGUUUGAAUCCAGCCCAGAUUGGUAGUGACCGUAGCGGCUGCUGUUCCAUGUUGUUGAGGACAGAAAUGGCAUCGGAUGUUCCCUCUUUGGGUGCAGCAGUUGCUUCUGGGAACCCUGGACCUGGUACACAGGCUGGAGUAGCCAUUGUCCAGAGGACAAACAAGAGACGACCAGGGCUUGAUUUUGAUGAUGAUGAUGAUGAAGAAGAAGGGAACAAAUUCCUCAGAUGUGAUGAUGAUCAGAUCCCAAAUGAUAAAGAGAGAUUUGCAAGGUCUGAUGAUGAGCAGAGUUCAGCGGAUAAGGAAAGACUUGCCAGGGAGAAUCACAGCGAGAUCGAGCGCAGGCGUAGGAACAAGAUGACCGCCUACAUCACGGAGCUGUCAGACAUGGUGCCCACCUGCAGCGCCCUGGCUCGCAAGCCUGACAAACUGACUAUCUUGCGUAUGGCUGUGUCGCACAUGAAGUCCUUGCGGGGCACUGGCAACACCUCCACUGAUGGCACCUACAAACCCUCCUUUCUCACUGAUCAGGAACUCAAACACUUGAUUCUAGAAGCAGCCGAUGGCUUUCUGUUCAUAGUGUCUUGUGAGACCGGAAGGGUGGUGUACGUCUCGGACUCGGUGACUCCCGUCCUGAACCAGCCGCAGUCCGAAUGGUUCAGCAGCACCCUGUACGACCAGGUGCAUCCUGACGACGUGGACAAACUGAGGGAGCAGCUCUCCACCUCGGAGAACGCUUUGACAGGUCGAAUCCUUGAUCUAAAGAGUGGGACAGUCAAGAAGGAAGGCCAGCAAUCCAUGAGAAUGUGCAUGGGCUCAAGGAGAUCCUUCAUCUGUCGAAUGAGGUGUGGCAACAGCUCAGUGGAUCCAGCCUCCAUGAAUAGACUCAGCUUCAUGAGGAGCCGAUGCAGGAGCGGCUUGGGUGCAGUGAAAGAUGGGGAGCCCCAUUACGUGGUGGUGCACUGCACAGGGUAUAUAAAAGCCUGGCCCCCAGCAGGUGUCUCAUUGCCAGACGAUGACCCAGAUGCUGGCCAGGGGAGCAAAUUUUGCCUUGUGGCCAUUGGCAGACUACAGGUCACUAGCUCACCCAACUGCACAGACCUGAACAAUGUUUGUCAGCCAACUGAGUUCAUCUCCCGACACAACACCGAAGGCCUUUUCACCUUCGUAGAUCACCGCUGCGUGGCUACAGUUGGCUACCAACCACAGGAACUCUUGGGGAAAGAUGUUGUGGAUUUCUGCCACCCAGAAGACCAGCAGCUUUUGCGAGACAGCUUUCAGCAGGUGGUGAAGUUAAAAGGCCAGGUUCUGUCAGUCAUGUUCCGAUUCCGGUCCAAAAACCGUGAAUGGCUCUGGAUGAGAACCAGCUCCUUUACCUUCCAGAACCCCUACUCAGAUGAGAUUGAGUACAUCAUCUGUACCAACACCAACGUUAAGAACUCAAGCCAGGAGUCUCGGCCUGCUGUGUCUAACUCGAUGCAGCGGCCACAGCAAGGACAGAAUGUCAGCCUCCCCCUGGACAUGGGCACAGCUCAGCUGGCGUCAAGGCAGCAGCAGACACAGCAGACUGCGCUGGACGUGGUCCCAGGAAGAGAGAGUCUGUCUGGUUAUGACCACUCGCAGGUUGCUGUCCAGCCUGUGACGGCUGCUGGCCCAGAACGCAGCAAACCACUGGAAAAAACGGAGACUCUGUUUAGUCAGGAGAGGGACCCGCGGUUCAGUGAAAUCUACUCCGGUAUCAAUACAGAUCCGAGCAAAGCCAUUCCUGCCAGCACAGUGCCGGCCAAUCAGCCGCUCUUCCCCCAGGGAAACACUUUCACUCCUGCGCGGCCCACCGAAAGUUUCAGGAGCAGUAGCAUGGUACCCCCUGUCAACAUCAUCCAGCAGCAGCCUGCUUCAGCAGGCCAGAUUUUAGCACAGAUUUCUCGCCACUCCAAUACCACUCCAGUCACUGCAACCAACUGGGUGUCAGCGACGCGACCGUCGUUCACGGCACAGCAAGUGCCUUCCCAGACCGCAAAGACUCGGUCCCCUUCAUUUGGAAUGGGGAGUUUCCAAGGCACCCCUUCCUCCUUCAGCCCCAUGUCAACACCUGGUUCCACAGCCUCCCCGGGCAGGGCUGCUUAUCCAGCCCUCGCCAGCCGCGGCACAGGCUUUGCCACUGAAACCGCGCAGACCCCAGCCCAGUUCCAGACACGGACAGCGGAAGGAGUUGGCAUGUGGCCUCAGUGGCCAGGACAACACCACGGGCGAAGCUCUGGGGAGCAGCACGUCCAGCAGCAGCCAAGCCAGCCUGAGGUCUUCCCAGACAUGCUGUCAAUGCUGGGAGACCAGGGAACCAACUACAGCAAUGAAGAAUUCCCAGACUUAAAUAUGUUCCCUGCCUUUUCAGAAUAAAAUAAAAAAACCGAAACCCCCCUUACAAAUUUUAUAUAAAUAUCUAUGUGUAAAGGAAAAAGCACCUAAGUCUUUUUUCUCAGACCCCUGAACUUUCUAAACACUUCCUACUUCCUGGAGGUGGAAACUUCCAACCAAGAAUCCAGAAUGGACAGCUCCUCCCGAAGGAGGAGGCAAGGUCUCUGCAAUGCUGCCAGCCCUGCGUGGAUGACGCGUGGGAUUGUUCAUCAGGCGGCGUCAGGACUCAUGAAGCAUUGGAGAGUGCAGGAGGGAAACUCCCACAGACUGCGGGACGCACGCAAGAGGCUUACUCUGUGCACUGGGUUGGGAGGAGAGACUCCUGGCUCCUUCAGCAAGCACCUCCCAAAGUUCAUGAGGUGCUUUUUAAAAAUGUCAGUCUUCUAUACCGUGACUUUUUAAAGACUUAUUGUAUCGGCUUAAAUGUUGGAACCUUUUCCCAAAUGUUACCCUAGGAUCGAGUUAUAAAGGGUUAACACAUGCUGGGGAUUACAAAUCCUUCUUGGCUUACCCAGCUGUUCUGCAGAUCACCUCAGCAAGGAAGCUUUUGUGUCAUCUCUCUGGAGAGGAAAGAGUGGAGUUAUUACGGGCUCCCCGGCUUGUGAUCGGGGUGUGUUUGAGAAGCUUCCCUGUUCACGGGAGCUUAGCUUUGGAAGAACGUGUUUGUUUGAAAUCCCAUCUCUCUUCCAUAAACAGUGCAAUUAAUAUGGGUAUUUUAGUUAGCGUGACCUAUAAACUUGGGGAUUUUUCAUUCACUUAAAGAUGGGAAAAUAAUGAGCCAUAAAGUGUUAAAUAAUCAUAUGUAGCUUUGCUUUCUAAAUGCACCAGUCCACAACUGAUGGCUUCAGUGCUGCCAUAAACCAGUGUUAAACGGGUUUUCAGUGAGUGUAUCUAUUGAGACUAACAUGGCACUUUUAGUGCAACUUUACCAUUUUUAUCUCCUUUCCCACCAUCUCCAUUUCUGAGUUGUAGGCCCAGCUCCUGUUGGAAACAGACUCUUCUGCCUCUCUCGCUUCUGGGUAAGGGAUCUGGGUUUUCCAAGAGUUGUGCUCUUCACUCAGCUAUCAGAGUGGCAAUCUCCAGUCUGACGUUCACUGAUCCCUUAAAGAACUUCUUACUGCCAGGUGCUGAUCUAUUGCCAAAAUACAAAAUGGAGGCGAGCGAGGCAGGUAUUUAACUUAAAGAUUCAAGCCUUGUGUUCAAAUUUUCUGGCACCUUCCCUGGAAAAACUUGUGGCAAACUUCACGCUCCCUCCUGGCCCUGUUUUUUAAAAAGCGAUGGUGAAACCAGUACCCAUGGCAAGAGUUUGCUGCUUGCAUUCAGUAAGUAGAUCUGUCUGCUGUUGGGUUCAACACUUGGAAACUAACUCUCUAACGCUGUGGUGGAAAAACCAGAAUCUUUCCUGAAAAGGGAAAUCUGGUUUUCUUCAGGAUUAAAUCUGUUGGAAGUUGGUCUUGUUCCUUUAAAGCAUGCACACUGCUCCACGUUAAGUGAGAUUAGGGAUGCUGACCUCCUGGAAUGCCCUGGGGUGACCAUCCUUCAGCCAGUAAGGUCAGAGCUAGACAAAUAAUGGAAUUUCCACUGGUUGGCAAUUUUGCAAAAGUAAAGAAGAAAUUUGGCUGGGUCAAAUUUUACCAUUUCAUUUCGAUUUGUGAGCAUUUUCAAGCUUCUGAAUUUUUUUUUUAAAAAAAAGGAAAUUUUGAAACUAAGUUCUUUCGAACUAAUAUUUCAACCUUUUAAAUAAAAUGAAAUAAGACAUUGAAUUUUUUUUAUAAACAAAACAGAGAACUGAAUGCAAAUUCAAAGUGUUUCAUUGGUGAAGAAUCUGCAUUUUUUAUAGUUUUGUGCAAAUAAUUUUGCCUAGCUCUAAUGGCAAGAUUGUCAAAAGGAAGGGUGUGGUCUUUGUCGGACUAGUAGAUCUUGGGGCAGGUGAGGGUGGAGCAGUGUUGAGGGGGAACCUUUGCCAGCUCACAUAUACCCUCCAAAGAGCAGAUUUCCUAGACUUGUAGGGCAGGUAACCUCUAUCUGUGGAAGUAUUGGAGCAAAACACAUUUGUGUGAAUAACUGUUGUAAAGUGCGAUGAGACGUUUCAAUAUUUUCUGUACCCUGCCAGAGAUGAUAUUGACACUAGGAUUAGAAGAACCAAACCUAUACUGUAUUCUCAUGCUUUCGUUGUUAAAACAGUGUUCAGACACUAGUGACCUUGGUCAAAUCUUCAAAAACUCUGAAGUCCCGUUUCAAAAGUGAUUCAAACAAUCGCUUUUAAAAAUGGGACUUAAGCUUCUAAGUCACUUAUGAGCUUUUGAAAAUUUUACCCAUAUACUUAAUCUGCUCUCUGCUGGGUGGAUUAUAAGGGUGUUGAGCUGAGCUAACAGCAAUAACUGCAUUUGGCUCUUCUCUUCAGCUCUGGCAGUUCAUCAUGUUCCAAAUAACUUUAUCACUAGCUCUUUGGCUGUGGAGCCAUGGGGUUUUCUCAGGCUUAGAGCAAAUCUGUUUCGUAAAGUUGUAAUGUGUUAACUCUCCCAGGUAUUUCUACUCAGUAUGGCAGUGUCUGCUUGUGAGUUAAAUUUGCAGGGCUUGUGAGUUAACUUGUAUCAACAGGAUGGCAGAAGCAUGCGUGUGAAAAUGACUAGAGCUGUGUCUGUGACAUCUCCCGAAUGGUAAAGCUGUAGUCACUUUACCAGUCUCAUAAAGGUGAAGGCAGCUCUAGCCUUGAAAAUCAGAAUGAACCUGUUGACAAAUGCUCUGAAACUAUAUGGCCAUAAGGAAAAAACCUGUUUCUACAGAAAUCAUGUACUGUAUGCACACUAUUGUAACACGAUAUUGAAGAGAAAGUCAACCUUUUUUCAUUCUACCGCUAGAAUCUUUCCUGGGGCUUGCGGUGGGUGGGAGACCACUUAAUAAGGGCAGUUGCUUGGCUUUGUUUUUGCAUUGUUUUCUGCAGUCAGUUCUCUCCAGUGGUGGUCUGAAUUUCCCAUCUCUCGGGCAGAGAGCAGGGCACAUGCAUGGCCAGACGAGCUCCUGCUAGCUGGGUAACGACCUUCUCCACCAUCACAUUCAUAACUCCUGGGUGACCAGGUUUGUUAGUUUCUUAGCUGGGCUGCUACCAGCAAGGGGGAGAACUUGGCUCUUAAGCCAAGAUGAUGGCCCUUGCCAAGGGAAACUUGCCACCAUGAUGGCUUGAGCCCCCUCAGCCCUGACCUGGGGGGACCAUUUUCCCCAGGAGGUAGCGUUGCCCCCACUCUUGUUGCUCAGUCAUGGGCCCUUUUGUUGUGUGUUGUCCGCAGGGGACAAAAGGACACACGUCACUGACUCAGCGCUGUUGUGUGGGACGAGAGUCCCAGAACCUACACCGGGCUCCUAGCUCACUGCACCUUAAUGCAGUGGGAUUCAGACAGCGCCCUCGCCAUCCACUAGACUGGAGGUUCCCAAACUUUUCUUAUUGCCUACCCUCUUCAGAUCUACCAGCUGCCCGUAAACCCCUACCCUUCUCGGCACUGAUACUUUGUUCUUAACACUAUCUGUCUUGAGCCACCUGUCCAUAUUGCACUGUUACAGAUAUAGUCAUAGUGCGACAUAUACAACCGAAAAAAAAACAUCCUAAGUUCCGAGCUCAGUUAGAUUGGACAGUUGCUAAGCAACUGAACCCACACUGUAUUGUGAUUGGAGGUGAGGGCUCUGUACGUCAGCAUCUCUGUGUUCUCAUUGGUACAUCUUGAAGUUAAAUUAACUGCCGUAUUUUAUAUAACAAAUUCCCACAGAGUUUUAAAGCUUCAUCUGAGUCGCCUGGUAUGAAAAUGCAAUAAAUAAAAUCCACAAUUUCUCCCACGUACCCCCAGAGAUGUCUCGCGUACUUCCAGGGGUACGUGUAACACACUUGGGGAACCCCUGGUGGUGGUGGGCUUAGUUUGGUGAUCCAAUACUGCAGUGUUGGGGUCCAUAUUAGUACUUUAUAGUUUGUAGGGAGGAUUCAGCAGCUCUGGAGGGGUGGGCAGCCAGCCGUAACUGGUGGGAAGCUCCUCUCCUCUUAGAGCUCAGACUUCCUGGGGUUUGACCUUGCAUUCCUUGGAAUUAAAUCAGUGCAGGGAUGAGGCUUUAAGAGCCUGAUCCUGUGAAAUCUGACAUCCCAUGGGAGUGGCUGGUUGUGCUACCCCUCCUGUGGAAUGACACCCGGACCCUACACAUGUCGUAUACCCCAUGUGCCUGCAGAUUACACCGCGACCUAACUGAAGUGUCACCUGGCAGCCCCGCUUAGAAACC
This is a messenger RNA of Terrapene triunguis (Three-toed box turtle), 8151 nucleotides long. RefSeq names its product aryl hydrocarbon receptor nuclear translocator (gene ARNT). Lineage: Eukaryota; Metazoa; Chordata; Testudines; Emydidae. Gene Ontology annotation, cellular component: cytoplasm; nucleus; aryl hydrocarbon receptor complex. Gene Ontology annotation, molecular function: DNA-binding transcription factor activity, RNA polymerase II-specific; RNA polymerase II cis-regulatory region sequence-specific DNA binding; protein dimerization activity. The coding region runs from base 1525 to 3873 and encodes 782 amino acids. The transcript is spliced from 22 exons. Gene Ontology annotation, biological process: regulation of transcription by RNA polymerase II. The record is from RefSeq and is a predicted model, not a curated record.